Ciona intestinalis (vase tunicate) is the source of this 2165-nucleotide messenger RNA. RefSeq lists its product as uncharacterized. NCBI's taxonomy places the organism in Eukaryota, Metazoa, Chordata, Ascidiacea, Phlebobranchia, Cionidae. The record is from RefSeq and is a predicted model, not a curated record. Gene Ontology annotation, molecular function: protein binding.
UUAAGAAAAGUUAUUUAAACAUGAAGAGAGACUACUUUGCGAUUUACUGUGGCAGCAGAAAGUUAAAUAUCUCAAAGGAGGUUCUAACAUCUAACAGUGACUACUUUCGUGCCAUGUUUGAUUCGGGUAUGACCGAGUCACAGAAAGGGAAGUUACGAGUCCGUAUGGACGAAGACGAUAUGUUCAGUCCAAAAACCUUACGUCGGGUUUUCGGAUUUCUAAAGAACUUAGAAAAUUGCGGUCGAAACCGUAAAGCUGGUGUUUCUUUUUGGAAGGCAAAAGAAGAAUUGACAAAUAAACGAAACAAGGGUUACCAGCGAUACACCUCAAGUGAAAGUAAACUCUGCAGUUGGAUUAAAAAGGCUUCUACCGAAGACGUAAGACACUUGUUGUCAGCUGUUGGUUAUUUUCAAAUGCACGGCCUAAUGCAACAACUAAUGACAUGUAAAAGUGAAAGUAUGGAUCACGUUUUAGCAGCCAAGGUUCUACCCUUUGCAUUAGAUUGCGGUAUGCUCGAUUUGCACACUCUAGCGUUCAACUCUGUCGUACAAAACUACAUCGAAUUUCUGCGUUACGUGGACAGUGACACUAGCGCCAUCACUCGGGAGCUUUCGGCCGAGAUUCUGACCGCUCGUUGUCUUGGAAAAGACACGCCAGACAACGACCUGUGCGCGCUGUACAGAACAGACGUAGAAAUUUGUGACAACGGAGGGGUUCGAUGCUCGUACACUUUGGUCAAAUUUUCUCCAACAAAUGACGUCACAGACUCGCAGUGGAAAGCGGAAAUAGUUGAUGACAUCACAACUGACGCAGACGAACACGUGGUCGAUACCGUCACAAUUAACAAUUAUCUAUAUGUCGUCACGUCACAAUACGUCAGACCGAACACAAACAUAAGAAUCUACAGAUACAACCCAAAUUAUAAGUCAACGAAAAGAGCCGAUAAACAUAACACUACCAACAGAUGCAGCAUGGACUUAUCGGCUAAAAAGCUCUACACUGUAGGUAGUGGCACUUGUACGCCAACAACGACUCCAACAAAUAAGUCUACCAACCAGUCACCCAAUAUUUGUCGUGCUUGGUGCCUGGAAUCAGCAGUGUUGACCAAACACGGUUAUGUGACUGGUUUUCAAGCUACUACCGGUACAGCAAUAAACGGUUCUCACGAUAAAUGCGGCAGCACUGGAAUUUACAUUCUUGGGGCACGACGCACGACACAAGGCAGAAGAACAAGAACACAGAAUACAGAGUAUUUAACUGACGUUGAUUGCUACGACCCAAUAAAGAACCAAUGGUUUUCAAAGGCACCAAUUCGAGUUACCGAUCACAUCAAAACCGGCUGUUUGAGUGCUUUGAAACGAACCCAAUCUACAAGUAUCGAUGCUAUUUGCGUGAAACCGACCACCAACAAAGAUGGGCAAAUAAGAGUUUCAAUACAAAAGCGACCAAGUGACCUCAAUGCAGAUUACGCGCUCGGUCGAUCGGGCCAAAUUCAUGACGUCGUUUCUAAGCGUGGUACAGUUUUCCGUGACGUCACGAACUUGAUUUAUGACCCGCUAGACAAUAGUUGGGAAACGGAACGACACAGCGAUUGCAACGCAGGCAUGGGGACUUGGUUUCAACGGCAAGACCCCCUCUUGCGAAAUGACAUUCAAAAUGAGGCAUUCUAUCAUUCAGGGAGCCAAGUAGUAGCUCGGUACUGCAAUGAAUCGUCGGCCUUUCGACUAAUUAGCGAUAAAACUGCCAGAAAAGGAUCGGACGCCGUUCGGUUGGAAGUUACGAACAGAAGGAAAUGCGGAGAACAAUCUACUAAAGUUAUUUACAAUAUCCCGACGCCAUUGAGCACAAAUUACGACCAAAAUGCUAUUGAGCUCAGCCGAGUGGACAAUGUACUCGUUAAUUCUCAAUUAGCCGUUCCCUUGCUGUUUAAGUUGCGUUUUCCACAAAGCCACAUGUAAUUUGUGUGAUUUCUUGCACACGCACUCUUCAAAUCUUAUAGAGUCGUUUUCUUAUUUCGAUUCUGUACUCGGUCGCUUUUUUGUACUUACCGAAUUCGAAUUCCACUGACUUGAAUAAUCUUCCUACUUCAAUUUCUUGCUGUGAUUCUUCUGCUCGUUUUCCAUUUACCUUUUCCACUGUGAAAAUAAAAUAAAAAUUGCAAAUUA